Cajanus cajan (pigeon pea) is the source of this 2220-nucleotide messenger RNA. Lineage: Eukaryota; Viridiplantae; Streptophyta; Magnoliopsida; Fabales; Fabaceae. The record is from RefSeq and is a predicted model, not a curated record.
AUGCUUCCAGAAGAUAACACGUUACCUAAUCGCAACUAUGAGGCAAAAAAGAUACUAUUUCCAAUAGGUUUGGAGUAUAAGAAGAUACAUGCGUGCCCUAAUGGUUGUGUAUUGUAUACAAAUGAUUUUGCUACAUUGAAAGUGUGUCCGACAUGUGGAUUGUCGCGGUUCAAAAAGAAAACUGAUGGAAGUAGUGGUGAAGAAGAAAUAGAGGGUCCCCUUGCUAAGGUCUUAUGGUAUUUGCCAAUAAUACCUAGGUUUAAAAGAUUGUUUGUCAUUAAAAACCUCACAUGGCAUGAAAAUGGUAGAAAAUGUGACAAAUUUCUUCGACAUCCAGUUGAUUUUCCGCAAUGGAAGAGGAUUGAUGAAACAUUUACAAAAUUUGGUGCAGAGUCAAGAAACUUGAGAAUUGGUCUAGCUAUAGAUGGCAUGAAUCCUUAUGGGAACUUAAGUAGUAAACACAGUUCAUGGCCAGUUUUGUUGGUCAUUUACAAUUUGCCUCCUUGGCUAUGCAUGAAGAGAAAAUAUAUUAUGUUGUCUAUGAUGAUAUCAGGACCCCGACAACCAGGAAAUGACAUAGAUGUGUAUCUUAGUCCAUUGAUUGAUGACUUGAAAAUGUUGUGGGAGACAGGAGUGGAGGUCUUUGAUGCAUAUCGUGAAGAAAAAUUUACCAUGCGUGCAAUGUUAUUUUGCACAAUAAAUGAUUUUCCAGCAUAUGGUAACUUGAGUGGGUAUAGUGUGAAGGGUCAUUAUGCAUGUCCUAUAUGUGAAGAAAACACAAGUUAUACCCAAUUGAAACAUGGGCAAAAGACUGCGUACACUAGGCAUCGUAAGUUUCUUGUUCGUAGUCAUCCAUACCGUAGAUUGAAGAAAGCAUUCAAUGGAUGUCAGGAGGAUGAAAUUGCCUCGACACCGCGCAAUGGUGAAGAAGUAUAUCAACAGGUGAAGAACAUUAACAUUGUGUUCGGAAAGACGCAAAAGAAGUCAACUGAGAGAAAUAUCUGGAAGAAACGAUCAAUAUUCUUUAAUCUUCCUUAUUGGUGCAAGCUAGAUGUUAGACACUGUAUAGAUGUGAUGCAUGUGGAGAAAAAUGUUUGUGAUAGUGUAAUUGAGACAUUUCUAAACAUCAAAGGAAAGACUAAAGAUGGAGUGAAAGCACGACAAGAUUUGGUGGACAUGGGUAUACGUUCUGAGUUACAUCCUCGUGUGAAAGUUCCACAAGGGUACUCCUCAAAUGUUAAGAGUCUGGUGUCUAUGAAAGAUUUGAAGUUAAUUGGUUUAAAGACUUACGAUUUUCAUAUCUUAAUGCAACAACUUUUGCCUGUGGCUAUUCGUAGCAUUUUACCAUCUUCUGUUAGAAUUGCUAUUACUCGAUUGUGUUUAUUCUUCAAUACCAUUUGCAACAAAGUAAUUGACUCUCUAAAGUUAGAUGAGUUAGAAAAUGAAGCAAUCACAAUCUUGUGUCAAUUGGAAAUGUAUUUUCCACCUUCAUUUUUUGAUAUCAUGGUGCAUUUGAUAGUUCAUUUGGUUAGGGAGAUUCGAUUGUGUGGCUCGAUUUAUCUUAGAUGGAUGUACCCUAUUGAGAGAUACAUGAAGAUCUUAAAAGGAUAUGUCAAGAAUCAAUAUCGCCCAGAAGCCUCUAUUGUGGAGAGGUACAUUGCAGAAGAAGCCAUUGAGUUUUGUUCAGGGUACAUGUCGAAAUCAGAACCAAUAGGAAUUCCUAAGACUCGACAUGAUGGGAAACAUUUUGGUAAGGGUACUCAAAGUUUAAAGAUUAGAACUGUGAGUCAAACAGAAGUUGACCAAGCACAUUUGUACAUAUUGAAUAACACUGAUGAAGUAAUUCCUUACAUAUCGCAACACAUACAUGAAAUCAAGAUAGCACACCCCCGAAUGAAUGAGAAAUGGGUAUUGAAUGAACAUAACAAGAGUUUCUUAGCUUGGUUUAAGAAAAAGGUUUACGAUGAGGUUAAUGCUUCUAAUACACUUUUGAGACUCACUCGUGGGCCUAACAACGAUGUCAUUACAUUUGGUGGGAUUAUGGUAGAUUUGGGGUCUAGCAGUGGAAGGAGGGAAGGUAGAUCUGUCACCCGAUUGUCUAGGUUGACAGCUGGACGCAUUGCCAAGGAGAAGACACCGGUUGAGGUGGAUCCUCGUUCUGGCAAGACAUCAGGCCCAAAUGCUACCAAGUUUAGGAGCUAUUUGGGAGUCCUAGCUUAA